This is a messenger RNA of Eimeria necatrix, 522 nucleotides long. RefSeq lists its product as hypothetical. The transcript has a single exon. The coding region runs from base 1 to 522 and encodes 173 amino acids. NCBI's taxonomy places the organism in Eukaryota, Apicomplexa, Conoidasida, Eucoccidiorida, Eimeriidae. The record is from RefSeq and is a predicted model, not a curated record.
AUGCGUAGCUGGCCACAGCAGCAGCAGCAGCAGCAGCAGCAGCAGCAGCAGAAAAAGCAGAAGCGGCAGCGGCAGCAACAGCAGCAGCAAGAGCACGAAGAGCAGCAGCAGCAACAGCAGCAGCAGCAGCGUGCGCAGCGGCCCAAGCGUAGAGACAGCCCUUGCUGUUUGAGCUGCAGCAAAAAGUGUGAGCAAAGGCAGCAGCAGCAAGAGGAGACAGCAGGAGCAGCAGCAGGUAGCAAGAGCAGCAGCAGCAGCAGCAGCAGCAAGGGAGAGGAGCAGAAGCAGCAGCAAGCGAGAAGAGCAGCAGCAGCAGCAAGAGCAGCUGCAGCAGCGAACAGAAAGACACAGCAACUCCAGCAGCAGCAGCAGCAGCAACAGCAGAACCUGCAUCUGCAGCAGCAGCAGCAGCAGCAGCAGCAGCAGCUGACCCCUCGGCGGCUGCUCUGCCGCUGCUGCUGCAGUGGUCCUCGAGCAGCAGCUGCGGCUGUGCUGCUGCUGUCUCCAAACAUGCUGCUUUAA